Molecule: messenger RNA, 5039 nt
Organism: Entelurus aequoreus (snake pipefish)
Lineage: Eukaryota; Metazoa; Chordata; Actinopteri; Syngnathiformes; Syngnathidae
Product: SLIT and NTRK-like protein 3
Exons: 3
Coding region: 628-3333 (901 amino acids)
Biological process (GO): positive regulation of synapse assembly; regulation of presynapse assembly; axonogenesis
Cellular component (GO): postsynaptic density membrane; GABA-ergic synapse
Molecular function (GO): protein binding
Source: RefSeq, a predicted model, not a curated record
UGGAAAAAAAAAGAAAAGAAAAAUCGACAGCUUGAGGAAGAAAAAAAUAAAAUAAAUAAAAAGCAGUCCUAUCUUAUCCGCUCGCAUUUAACGAGGAUGCGGUCCUGAGGAGAGAGCAUCCUUUUUUUUUUUUUUUUUCACCCCUUCCCCUCCCUCUUACGCGGCUGCGCGGUCGACGAGCGCGCUUCCCCGGGAGGGAGGAAGAAGCAGGACGAGCUCUGGAGUCGAGGACUUGCAUUUUAAGCAAAAAAAAAAGAAAAAAAACGGGAGAAGAGGAGAAGAAGAAGAAGAAGAAGAGUGUCAGAGUCGCCAGAGAGCGAGGAGACAUCGCACAUUCCUCUCACGUCUUCAUCUCUCCUCUUCCUCCUCUCGCCACCGGGAGAGGAGAGGGUGAGGAGAGCAGGAGAUGGGGAACGAGGAGGAAUCCAAACUAUUGCUUCUCAUUCCUCCCGAUGCUUCCCAGCUGCAGCGCCAGCCUGAGCCCGGCAUCGGACAGUGAGCAGGACGCAGCGGGCCACGACGGAACACGACGCAGGAGGAUAUGUGAAGUUGGAACCCCUCUAAACUAACGCUGUGAAGCGGCUCUCUUCCCGGAGCCCGGACUUCACCCACCUGGCGUCGGCGAGGAUGCUGUGGGUUACCCUGCUGAGCACCAUAGCCUUAGGAUGGACCACCCCCGUCCCGCUGCUGGAGGACUCGGAGGAGAUGGACGAGCCCUGCUUCGAGCCGUGCUACUGCGAGGUGAAGGAGGGCGUCUUCCACGUGCACUGCGACAGCAAGGGAUUUACAAACGUGAGCCAGAUCGCUCAGAUAUGGAGCCGGCCGUUCAAGCUCAACCUGCAGAGGAACUCCAUGCGGAAGCUCUACUUCAACAGCUUCCUCCAUCUCAACAACGCCAUAUCCAUCAAUCUGGGCAAUAACGCCUUGCAAGACAUCCACGCCGGAGCGUUCAACGGCCUGGGAAUACUCAAACGGCUUUUCCUACACGAGAACAAGCUGGAGAUUUUCCGGAACGACACCUUCCUGGGGCUGGAGAGUCUCGAGUAUCUCCAGGCAGACUACAACGUCAUUAAAAGGAUUGAGAGCGGCGCUUUCAGGCACCUGCACAAAUUGAGAGUGCUUAUACUGAAUGACAAUCUGAUCCCCGUGCUGCCGAAUUAUCUCUUCCGGUCCGUAUCGCUAACACAUUUGGACCUGAGGGGCAACAGGCUGAAGACCCUGCCCUAUAAAGGGACGCUGGAGUACGUCGGGCGGAGCCUGAUGGAAAUCCAGCUGGAGGAGAACCCUUGGAACUGCGUGUGCGAGAUCGUCCAGCUGAAGACGUGGCUGGAGAGGAUCCCCUACACGGCCCUGGUGGGCGAGAUCACCUGCGAGUACCCCUUCCAUUUACACGGGAAGGACCUCCGGGAGAUCAAGCGCAGCGAGCUCUGCCCCCUGCUCUCCGACUCUGAGAUCGAGGCCAAGUUGGGGAUCCCUCGCAUUCCGUUCAGCAACGAGAACACGUGGCCGACCAAGCCGUCCUCCAUGCUCUCCUCCUUUCACAACACGGCGUCCUCCGCCAUGAAGCCCACCAAAAGACCUCGGCCCACGAGAAACCCCCCCACCCCUCGUAGCAUUUACCCAGGCGUCAACCAGCCCCCCAUCGCCGGCUACCAGACGAGACCUCCGAUACCGAUCAUCUGUCCGGUCGGUUGUCUUUGCAACCUCCACAUUAACGACUUGGGUCUGACGGUGAACUGUAAGGAAAAGGGCUUCCACAACAUCUCCGACUUGCUGCCACGCCCUCUCAAUGCCAAGAAACUGUAUCUCAGCGGGAACCUGAUACAGAAAAUCUAUCGUUCGGAUUUCUGGAACUUCUCAAGUUUGGAUUUACUUCACCUCGGCAACAACCGGAUCUCUUACGUGCAGGAGGGCGCUUUCAUCAACUUGCCGAACUUAAAAAGUUUAUACCUGAACGGGAACGACAUCGAGAGGCUCACACCUGGGAUGUUCCGAGGACUCCAGAUGUUGAGUUAUCUGUACUUUGAGUACAACGUCAUACGUGAAAUCCAGCCCAACUCCUUCUCCUUGAUGCCCAACCUGCAGCUGGUUUUCCUCAACGACAACCUUCUCCGCUCGCUCCCUGAUGACGUGUUCGCCGGCACCGACCUGGCCCGCCUCAACCUCCGCAACAACUACUUCCUCUCUCUGCCCGUGCGCGGAGUCCUGGAGCAUCUGAUCUCCAUAGUCCAGAUUGAUCUUCAUCAAAACCCCUGGGAGUGCUCCUGCGACACCGUCCCCCUCAAACAAUGGCUGGAAAAACUCUCCUCCGUCAUUGUGGUGGGAGACGUCAUCUGUAAGACCCCGGAGUUUGCCAUCGGGAAGGAUUUGCGCUCACUGGGUGUGGAGGUCCUCUGUCCGGAACUUAAGUAUUCCGCAGGCCCCUUGCCGGCUCAACCUGGGGGGCAGGACCUGACCACAGGGAGUACGGGCAUGGGGGAGGCGGGCGGGCGAGACGCAGUGCCGCUGUCAGUCCUCAUCCUCAGCCUCCUCAUACUCUUCAUCUCUGCUGUGUUCGUGGCGGCCGGCCUGUUCGCCUUUGUUCUCCGCCGGAGGAAGAAAAUGCCCUUCAGGAAGCGAUCAGAGGUGGAUCUGACAGGGAUCCAGAUGCAGUGCAGGAUUUUCGAGGACGUGCCGAGGCAGAGCAGCGCCGGCAACACAAGCACACUGGAGAAGCCGACGCCCGGCUUGCAUACUCACACGCACACCAGUCACACGCAUUCCCACGGCCACGUUUAUGACUACAUCCCCCACCCCGUGACUCAGAUGUGCAACAACCCCAUCUACAAGCCCCGAGAGGGGGAGAUAGCGGCCACGGCGGAAAACCGAGGGCAGUUUUCAGCCAAGAAAGACAAUGGCGGCGGCAGGAGCGGCGGCAACUACCGCACCUUGUUCGAGAAAGAGCGAGAGUGGAGCCUGGCCGUCUCCAACUCUCAACUCAACACCAUCGUGGCGGUCAACCACACCGCGGCCGACCUGGCGGGGCUUCACGAGAACGGCGGGCUGUGCCCGACGGUCAUCGACAGCCAGAGGCCCACACCGACGGUGGGUUUCGUCGACUGCCUGUACGGGACGGCCCCCAAACUAAAGGACGCGCACGUGGCGCACGCACACCCGCCCGGCAUGCAGUACCCGGACUUGCAACAGGACGCUCGGCUGAAGGAGACGUUGCUUUUCGCGGCGGGGAAAGGCUGCUACCCCGACCCGUCCCAGAGCGACUACCUGGAGUUAAGGGCCAAACUUCAAACCAAGCCGGAUUACCUCGAAGUGCUGGAAAAAUCGUAUCGGUUUUAACAUCUCUUCAAAACGCCUCCGCCCCCCCUUGAAAAAACGAUAUCUGGAAAAAGCAGCAUGAAAUAAAAUAUAUUCCACUUUCAACAGUGCCGCCCGAAUCAUUACGGAGGAGAGGCUGAUCUCAGAUAUUUCAAAUCAAGUGCCUUUUUUUCCAGAGUAGCCAGCAAUGUCAGCAGCCGUUAUUUUUGUAACAUAAAUAUCUCUAUUUGCUGAGCGAGAGGGAGUUUGCGGCGGGCGGGGGGGGGAAUAAAACAUGGUCAGUGAAAGCCUUUUUGUUUGUGAAAUUACCAUGUGACACACGGGAGCUGGAUGUCUCCCUGACUCGGGGAGGGUUGUGGUCUGCCUCUUCUGCCCCCCUCACCCUGGCUAGGACGUACAAAGACCCCCGCAGGCCGAGCACAUUAAAAAGGCGACGGGGAAGCGAUUGAAAGAGAUAUAAAAAAACAAAACGAAUAUUGCUUCGAACUGCAGUUUGCUGGCGUGCACUUGUUUCGGUGCAGGAAGCCGAUGGCUGGGCGGGGGGAACGGGGGGUUUUGGGGAGGGGGGUGCGGUUGUUCACGUCUUUAUGAACGGAGCUCCUGCAACACAUUUACAGUUUCAGUGGUCUAUUUAAGUUUUUCUAUGUUAUGAAUAUGGUUGUUACUAUUAAUUAGGACUGCUGUCUACAUAAGGGUGCUUCUUGUGAAGGAUGGUUCAACAUGUGUGAAUAUUAUCAGAUCGAGCUUUUUUUUUCUGGAAAUUUCCAUGCACUUUGUUAAAGCCCCGCCUCCAGAUCCUGCCUCCCAUACCCACCACACCCCCCCGCCCCCCGGCCCCCCCUUCGCCAACCACUAACAGCUUUGUAGGAGGCACUUUUCAUGUUUUCUCUCUCACAAAGAUUUGAAGAAGAAAAAAAAAAUAAUGUGCAUAUAUAUAUUUAUUCUGUAAUUUCAGUGAAGACUUUAAUUGUAAAGGUAAUGUUAAAUCAAUGUAUAGUGAUUAUGCGUCUGGUAUAGCCUUCUUAAUAAAAACAAACUCUUUAAUCAAAUGUCACGAGGGUUUAAAACCGCCUCGAAGGGUGUGUGAAACUAUAUUGACGUGUGUGUGUUUCAUUUCUCCGAGAGUGUUAGAGGUUCGAGGGACAUUCAAUGUGGGCCCGGGAGAGUUUCGUAGGAAAAACAUGCAACAAGUCAGCAUUUUUGAUAGUAGUCACUGAUUUUGGGAUUUGCUAUUGCGCUUGUACAACGUGUUACAGUCAGGGGUGCUCAAACUUUGUACAUUAUUUUACACAAGUGCAAUAGGGAAGGGAUUCAAAUGGCCCCCAUUCCUUGGUGGAUCUUACGUGAGAAGAUCCACCAAUGCAGUCUGCUGAAAAUAAUGGAAAGUGCCACUCUACAUAGCAGCUGACGCUGUGGCCACAAAAGACAUUUGAAGAUAUUAAACAAUCUACUGCCAUCUGGACGCAAAGGUGGAUAGUGCACACUCCCCCCCACCCCCACCCCCGCCCCCAAUUUGUCAAGUUUCAUGUGUCGGGUUAAUCAUGACGAAUGGGGCCAUAUGAAUUCCCUUUCUACUGUCUAUAUAUGUUAGACCAGUGGUUCUUAACCUUGUUGGAGGUACCAAACUCCAACAGUUUCAUAUGUGCAUUCACCAAACCCUUCUUUAGAGAAAAACAUGUUUUUUUUUUUUCUUAAUUUAAUCUUAAUUUAUAAAUAUGAAUCAUGAA